UUUAGCAAGCUUAUUUAAGCACCACUUCAAAGUGUGGAAAGUUCUGAUGCUGGAUAUUCAUGUUUGCAUGUAUAGCUUUUUUCUUGUUGAACGGAUUUUUGUGACAAGCCAAAGAAUGGAGCUCAGCAACAUCACAACGAGCACCAAACCUUUGCCUCAAAAGACAGACGACUCGGUGGACAUCGACUACGUAAUGGAGAUGGUAUUGAUAGUUUUAUACAGCAUCACUAUUAUUCUGGGAGUAACCGGAAACAGCAUAGUGAUCUGGAUGACUGGCUGCAAACUGAAGAAGACUGUGACCAACGUCUGGCUCCUCAACCUGGCUGUGGCCGACCUGGUCUUCUGCUUCACCCGAGUCACCUCUUUGCUCAAGAACCUCUUCUACACCUACUGGCCCUUUGGAGAGUUCCUCUGCAAGUUCAACGGCUUCUUCAAGUACAUGAACAUGUUCUGUAGCGUCUUCAUUCUAGCAGUCAUCAGCCUUGACCGCUGCUUUUCUGUAGUCUUUGCCAUCCGGAUCAAGCAGUGGCGCACUGUCCAGAUGGCUUCUUUUGCCAGCGUAGGAGUUUGGGUGCUGGCCACAGUCUUUAGCCUGCCGUACUUCCUAUUCCGACAGGUCUCUAUGGAUCCAGGAAAUGGGAAUCUCUCCAAGUGCUCCUUAGAUGUUCCUGGAAGCAAAGACGGAUACCAGAAUAAGCUGGCCCUCUACAUAUUGAGGUUCCUUAUUGGUUUCUUGGUCCCCUUUUUAAUCAUUGUCACUUGUUAUGCCAUCAUGGCUUGGAAGUUGAGGCGGACACGGGUGCCCAAAAAGUCCUUCAAGAUCAUUGCUGCAUUGGUGGCUGCCUUUUUCUUCUGUUGGGCGCCUUACCAUGUCUUUUUGCUGGCCAAGAUGGUCAAUAAGAAGUCUUUGGCGGUGAAGGUUGCUCUUCCUUUGUUCAAAGGCCUGGCCUACUUCAAUAGCUGCAUCAACCCCAUCCUUUAUUUCCUCAUGGCCCUGGAUCUGAAGAAGAGGUAUAAUCAAACACUGUCUUUGGUGUGCAUCAGAGCUUUCAGUGAGGAAUCGGAUAGUUCCAGCCAUUGCCAGUCAACAAGGAGAGACAGAUGCACUAUGGCAAACACAGUGCAGGUUGCUUCAUUGUAAAAAUACUCAAAACUCAAAACAUUAGUAGCCUCUGUCUUGACAAUUUAGUUAAGAUACUGUCAAUACUGUGACAUUUUUAGUGCUCAUACAUUUUUGAAAAAUGUUGUUUUUACAUAUCUAAGAAGGUUGUUAUAUACAGGCGCUCCUUGACUUACGACGCUUCGACUUACGACACACGGCACUUACGACUCUUUUGCAUUAUUACCCUGCUUCGACUUUACAAUAUCGAUACGGCAUUUACGACAUGGCGAGACUCUGCAACUGAUGCAUAGUUCAUACACCCUAGUCUCUGUAAGUCGCCUUGGAUAAAGGCGUCUGCUAAAUAAACAAAUAAUAAAAACAAUGUCUGAUAAGAGCAGUGGACUCAAAACGAAACCUAAGCUGUGAACUCUGUCACAUGAUGAGAGGCUUAACUUCAGGCGAUCGUAGUUCCGGCUAGGAGUACCGCAUACACACACUGAAUACGUCAUUAGAAAGCCCAGAGUCUGUACUUUUAAACAAGCCAGGUAUGUGCCUGAGUAAUAUACGUGUAAGCACCGGGGCGCUGGUGCCCCAAAAUCAGCGGGCUGAGUGUAAAGAGUUAAAUAAAUAUUUGCAUGAGUACAAUAUAACGGAUCGUUUUUGUAAAAAUAUAUUAUCUGGCCAAAGAGUCAGGAACGUAACCCAAAUUUAUAACAUUGUUCCUAUGGGAACACGUGCUUCGACUUACGACGCUUCAACUUACAACACGACUUUCAGGAACCAAUUGUGUCAUAAGUGCGAUGACUGCCUGUAUUAGGAAAGUUUAUGUGAAUGGUUUGUAUACCUUAGACUGCAAGAUUGAGCGUUUUUGUACAUUAUUAUAUAUUAUCUAUAUUAAUGUAUAGAAAUGUAGUGUUUAGUGCUUUUUUACCAUUACAACACACAGACUAAUCCAUAAAGUGGGAUUAUGUUUAAAUACAGCAGGAGAAGAGUUGAAUUUGAAUAUACUUCUGUAUUAACACACUUUACUUUUUUGGGUUAAAAUCGGAUGGGAAGAUGUCCACAGACCAACAGUUUUCCUGAGCUGCAGUAAAAGUGUGUAAUUAGUCAUGCUAUAAUGGAGAGAAAUAAUUACUGUAAUUAUAUUGUUUGCUCUAGAACUUAAAAUGGACAGAUGUUUACCAUAGCACCCUUCUAAUGAACAGGACGUGUGUUGUGUUGCAUUAACAUUAUUAUUUAUUUCAUAGCAGAUGCCCUUAUCCAGGGUGACUUACAAUUGUUACAAGAUAUCACAUUAUUUUUUGUAUACAAUUACCCAUUUAUAUAGUUGUGUUUUUAUUGGAGCAAUCUAGAUAAAGUACCUUGCGCAAGGGUACAGCAGUGUCCCUCACCUGGGAUCGAACCCACGACCCUCCGGUCAAGAGUCCAAAGCCCUAACCACUACUCCACAACAUACGCCACAAAGCAAAGCAACACAACACACAAGCCCUGGAGUGUGUCAACCUGCUUAGAAAACAGAUCCAAUAAAAAAAGGUUAUUUAAAAAAAAGAACAAUUUGUAUUAUUAAUAUAUUAUAUAUAUAUUAUUAUGUAUUAUAUAUCCUUCCUCUUUGUAGAAAAAAAAUAGUCCCACAAAUUAUAUUUCUUGUAAACAUUAAAGUGGAGGUUUUCAACAUUUCCAUUUAUUGUAAUUAAUUAGAAUGAAUGAAGUCUCUGUGCUGGUCUCACUCGCUCCGUAAACAGCACUGACAUAACCUGCAAGGUUUUAAUGACCAAACCUUUAU
This is a messenger RNA of Acipenser ruthenus (sterlet), 2885 nucleotides long. RefSeq names its product C3a anaphylatoxin chemotactic receptor-like. Gene Ontology annotation, biological process: positive regulation of cytosolic calcium ion concentration; phospholipase C-activating G protein-coupled receptor signaling pathway; complement receptor mediated signaling pathway. The record is from RefSeq and is a predicted model, not a curated record. The transcript is spliced from 2 exons. NCBI's taxonomy places the organism in Eukaryota, Metazoa, Chordata, Actinopteri, Acipenseriformes, Acipenseridae. Gene Ontology annotation, molecular function: complement receptor activity; G protein-coupled receptor activity. Bases 47 to 1141 code for a protein of 364 amino acids. Gene Ontology annotation, cellular component: plasma membrane.